AUGAAUUCCCCCUUUGAACAAGUUCCGAAGGUUGUCAAUAAGAAGAAUUACUACACUGAGUUCUUGAAACGCGAUGAGCAGUUUCUUGCAUUCCGCCUCCAGGGCGAGGAGAAUCGCAAUCGCAUGAUCAAGGCUGCACGCGACAAGGACCGCGCCAUGGCCCAGGCAGCUUCUAAUGGAGUAUCAGCCGAUGCUGCGCAAGCUGAGAUGGACGAAGACGCUGCUGAGGAUGAAGCUGCUGAAGCCGAAUCCUUUGGCUCAAGGACAAUUGUCAUCCACCCAGGCAGUCGCAACCUACGUAUCGGUCUUGCAACAGACGCUCUACCCAAAACCAUCCCCAUGGUGAUCGCACGUAAAGCUUCGCAUGCCGAAGACGAGGAAUCUAAUGCUGAACCGCGACCAAAAAGAGUCAAGAUGCAGGACGGUAGUCCGGAGCCUGCCGGUGAGAGCGCAUUCGGUGACGACUUCGCGAAAGAAUACAGUAACAUGGCAGCUGACUUCAAGAUCUACCGUCGUAAUAACAAACGCCGAGUCUUGCCUAACUCACGCGAACUUGUUGUCAACUGGAACUCGCGCAAUGCUCCGGAAACCAUCUCUGAACACAAUGAUCCUCAACGUGUCGACUGGACAGAAAUUGAUUCACCAGCACCCGAAUACUUUACCGGACAUGCGGCUAUGCGGAUACCGCAACAUUCGAAGCCUCGGUACAGGCUCUAUUGGCCACUCAAGUAUGGUUGGCUCAAUGAACAAGAUUACUCGAGCAAGUCUGUCUUGCUUCGCGAUUUUUUCCGCAUCAUCGAGGAAGCCAUCAAGAACGAGCUUCAUCUGAACCGCAAGCGAGACUGGACACAGUACUCCUGCGUGUUUGUAAUCCCCGACUUGUAUGAGAAAGUGUUUGUGACCUCCAUCCUGGAAGAGAUGUUCCGCGAUUUUGGCUUUCAGCGAGUCUGUUUCAUUCAAGAAAGUUUGGCAGCAACGUUCGGAGCUGGGUACUCGAGCAGCUGCAUCGUCGAUGUUGGUGCGCAGAAGACAUCGAUUUGCUGCGUCGAGGAAGGCAUGUGCGUCGAGAACUCACGCAUGAACCUGAAGUUUGGUGGAGAGGAUGUUACCGAGACUUUCACCAAAAUGAUGCUGUUUGACCACUUCAAUUACGCCGACAUGGAUCUUCUGAAGAGACAUGACUACCUACUGGCAGAGGAAUUGAAGCAGAAAUUCUGCACGCUCGAAGAUGCACAUAUCAGUGUGCAGCUUUACGAAUUCCAUCUGCGUGCAUUCGGCCAAGACACUCGCAAAUACCAAUUCAAAACUUAUGAUGAAGUCAUGCUGGCACCGAUGGGCUUCUUUAGACCAACAAUCUUUGAUCACGCAGACAAGCUCACUGGCAGACGCAAGCUCAUUGGUAGAUCGACCGACACAUACGAUGACAAGCCCAACGAUCCCCUGUCGUUAGCUCAACUACAGGUUUACAAGUACUCAUCUGACAACGUUCCGUUGGCCAUAGCAGAAUCGUCGAAUACACCGGCCCCUAGCGGUGUACCAGCAACACCAAGCAAACCUCUCAAUCUUGACCGUCUGACACAUCUUGCCGACAUCGCCGAAAGCACACCUCGUUCAUCACCAGCAGGGUCGCCUGCUCCCGAAGACACUGCAACUCCAGUACCAGGAGCCGGAGACGCAACGCCAGCUGUCGUGGGUGCUGGAAUUGAAGGCGCACAGCCAGACACGGAGAAUGUGCUGCCCAUCAUGCCACUGGAUCAAGCAAUCGUCACUUGUAUUACCGAAGGUGCCAAGGGCGACGAGAAGAAGACACGUGACUUCUUCGGCGGUAUCAUGGUGAUUGGCGGCGGCAGCAAGACAUACAACUUCAAUGUCUAUCUCGAGCAGAGACUCCGCGCAUUGCAACCCAACUUCCAAAAGGAAAUCUUGGUCGGACCCCCACCUAGAGAGCUUGACCCUCAGGUUCUGGUGUGGAAAGGUGGCAGUGUGUUUGGCAAGAUGAGAGGUACGAAUGACAGCUGGAUUGGACAACUAGAGUUCGACAGACUCGGUGCCAGAAUCUUGAACCAGAAGUGCAUGUGGGCAUAUUAG
This is a messenger RNA of Aureobasidium namibiae CBS 147.97, 2088 nucleotides long. RefSeq names its product actin-related protein, ARP8 class. Gene Ontology annotation, cellular component: Ino80 complex. Gene Ontology annotation, biological process: regulation of DNA-templated transcription; double-strand break repair. The record is from RefSeq and is a predicted model, not a curated record. Lineage: Eukaryota; Fungi; Ascomycota; Dothideomycetes; Dothideales; Saccotheciaceae. The coding region runs from base 1 to 2088 and encodes 695 amino acids. The transcript has 4 exons.